AUGGCAUCCGGACCAUCACUCCUCACCAACUACAUAGCCUUUCAAAGGCGAGAUGGCACUCCCCCGCAGAUCGGCCACCUUGACCAAGGGCAGAAGACCAUUCAGCCACUAGCUUUCCUCUCUGGCUCACCGGUGGAAACAUUGUAUCAAGUCAUCGAGGCUGGUUCGCACCAGAUUACAGCUGCCAGUGGUCCUGCGAUACCCCUCAAAGAUGUCAAGAUUCUCCCGCCGGUCUCAGGGCGGGAUGUCCUAGCUGUUGGCAAGAAUUACAUGGAACACGCAAAAGAGUUCAACAGUUCAGGCUACGAUAGUUCAGAUAAGGUCGACAAGCCUAGCCACCCGGUCAUAUUCACCAAAAGAGCUACCUCGAUAAUCGCUCAUGGAGACGACAUUUUCCUGCACAAAGGCUUCACCGAGAGCGCUGACUACGAAGGUGAAAUCGGUGUGAUUAUUGGUAAAGCAGGGUUUCGCGUCAAUGAAGCGGAUGCUUGGGACUAUGUCUGGGGUUACACUAUUAUUAACGACCUGACUGCGAGAGAGAGGCAACGGGAUCAUAAGCAGUUUUAUAUCGGAAAGUCGCCUGACAAUUUUUGUCCUAUGGGCCCCGUUGCUGUGCCGAAGGAGGACCUACCCAAAACCCUCCGAAUCCAAACCCAUGUCAACGGAGAGCUUCGCCAGAAUGCGACCACGGAGGAUCUCAUCUUUUCCAUCCCGCAUCUUAUUAGCACGCUUUCAGCCGGCACGACUUUGCAGCCUGGAGAUGUGCUCGCCACGGGAACACCCGCUGGUGUCGGAAUUGGACGCAAUCCUCCCAUAUUUCUCCAACACGGCGAUGAAAUCUCCAUUUCCAUUGAUGGUAUCGGCACUUUGACGAACAAAGUUUCGGAAAAUGUCUCAGUCAACACAACGGCCAAGCGGUUUUCCUCUCAGUCGGCUUUCCAACUUACCAACGCAGCAAGAUCAAUCCAAGGAACAGCUGGUUUAGUCUCUGUCAAUUCUAAGCUUCUCAACUAUCAACGUCUUGGAAACGGGAAGGAGAUCAUAAUAUUCGUUCAUGGCAUUGGCUCAACAAAGGAGUUUUGGACGCCACUGAUCUCAACGUUGAAUACCCAAGACUCGGCAACAGCACACAUCUUUGAUUUCGAAGGCCAUGGUCUCAGUCCGACACACCCUCUUAGCGAGCUGUCUAUUGCAUCCUUGACUGCGGAUCUAGCUGGAAUCUUUGAACUCGCGGGGGUUUCCGAUCAGUCUUCGGCCACGUUGGUCGGACACUCGAUGGGGUCUCUCAUCGCUGCUAAGUUCGCUCUUGAUCAUCCGUCUUUGGUCAAGAAGUUGAUACUCAUCGGUCCACCACCCUCUCCAUUCCCAAGAGUUGCUGUCGAAACACUACUUUCCACCGCAGCCUUAGUAAGAACCCAGGGAAUCAGCGCCAUCCUUGAAAAGAGCGUGUCAAGCGGACUCUCCGAGCACACGAAGACGAAAAACCCACUUGCCGUGGCUGCAGUACGACUGAGUCUGUUGGGUCAGGAUCCCGAGGCGUACGCCAAGGCAAUAUCAGCACUGGCUAAGUUCGAGGAGUCUUUGGCUUUGGAGAAGUUGGAAGCCGAAACGCUGAUAAUCUCUGGUGAACACGAUGUGUUAUCAACUCCCGCCGUUGGUCAGGAUUACGCUAGCAGGAUACCCAAGUCCAAUCACGUUGUGUUACCGAAUACAGGGCACUGGUACGUGUUUGAGGAUGUGGCAGGGGUAGUGAAAAGUUUACAAGACUUCUUGUGA
Molecule: messenger RNA, 1776 nt
Organism: Colletotrichum truncatum
Lineage: Eukaryota; Fungi; Ascomycota; Sordariomycetes; Glomerellales; Glomerellaceae
Product: fumarylacetoacetate hydrolase
Molecular function (GO): acetylpyruvate hydrolase activity
Source: RefSeq, a predicted model, not a curated record